AAUACCAAAAAACACCAAAACUGUGCAUUUUAGAGAGUGCCCGUGCCCCGUGAAGCAUGAGGGGAGUGUCCCCAAGGAGUAUGUCAGCACUAGGUGGCACAGGGACACGGAGAUGCCACCACAAAACAAGAUCCCUGUGGGUGGGGCACAGCUCCGGGUCUGGCUGGGGAGGGAAUGUCACUGCCGGGGUGUGCCAGGAGCUGUCCCUGGCUCAGGAUGGCUGCAGAGCCAUCACCAGCUGCCCCUGGUGUCCCGGGAGCUGGCACAUCCUGUCCCUGGCACAGGGAAACUCCCCCAAAGCCUCUCAGCUUUCCUACGAGCCACCUCUGCCUCGGGGCGUUUGAUGUCAGCGGGUCCAGCCGGUCACCUGAGCCCCCUCCUCCCCAUCCUGCCGUUUCUCUUUCCCUUCCCUGUGGCUUUGUGCCGUUUUUCCCCCUCUGCGAGCUGAUGUCUUUCUUUUCCCACUUCCGUAGCUACGAACACCCACAUGCCUUAUCUCCUUCCCCCAUCCCAUCCUGAAGCCUAUUUAUACAGAGCCUGGCUCCUGCCCAGCCUGCCAGCGACGCCGCAGGAGCGGGACGGGGCUGGCAGCGCCCGCAGCCCAACAUGCUCUGGGCUGCUCGGGGAUGUUUCCUGCUCUGGCUGCUCCCGUCCAUCCUCAGAGCCCGGGCUAGCCCGGAGACGAGGCCCAGCUCCCCGCUGUGCCAGCAGAGCCCCACGAAAGCGUCUUGCAAAGGAGUUGGCCUGCGGAAAUUUCCCAAGGAGCUUGGCCAAGGAAUUAAGUACCUUGAACUCUCCAACAACUUCAUCCAAACCCUGUCAGGCAGCAACAUGCCAGGAUUUGGGCAGCUGGAGUACCUGGAUGUGUGCUUCAACCAGCUGGAAGCUGUAUCAGCCACCGCCCUGGCUCAGCUGCCUCGGCUGCGCUCGCUCCUCCUGGGAUCGAACCGCCUGGACCGGAAUUACCUGGCUAACGGGGAAGCUUUCCAUCUGCUCAGGAAUAUAGAGGUCCUGGACCUGUCUGUGAAUAACCUGGAGAGCCACAUGGCCAGCUGGUACAUCAGCAACCUCACCAGCCUGCGGGUGCUGGAUCUCUCUGGGAACACGAUGACCAAGCUGCUGGCAGGGACCUUCCGGAACUCGCCGCGGCUGCGCCAGCUCGACCUCAGCAACAACUACAUCAUGGAGAUCCAGAAGGGAGCUUUUGAGCCUCUGGAAGAGCUGGAGGUGCUGAACUUGGCUUUGAAUUCCCUCCACUGUGUCUCUGGCUUCAGCCUCACGCAGCUGCGAGUUUUAAACCUCAGCCACAACGCCCUGGAGCUCUUCUCCUCUGAGGAGGAGGGAGCGGAGCCCUACCUGCUCCGAGUGCUUGACUUGAGCCAUAACAGACUCCUCUCUUUCCCAGAGCUCCCCAGAGCCCAUGAUCUCACACACUUAAACCUUUCCAACAACCUCAUUUCUUCCCUGCUCCCAGGCUCAGCCCAUCCCAGGGAGUUUGUCCUGCUCUACAAGGAGAUGCAGAGGUUCAACAGGACCGUGCGUCCCGUGGCCGCUCUGACACACGUGGCUGACCUGGAUCUCAGCAAUAACCGCCUGGAGCUGUUCCCAUUUUCCUUCUUCCAAAGCCUGGGCUCCCUGCACAGCCUCAGCCUGGCAAGGAACUGUCUCCAGGACGUGGCCAGGGAGUCUGCCUCCAAUGGCACGGAGCUGUCCGUGCGCUGGCUGGAUCUCCAAAGCAACGCCCUCCGUGUGCUGCCACGCUGGUUCUUCAAUUCCCUGCCUCACCUGGAAUCCAUGGAUCUGAGCUCCAACAGCCUCCAGCCCUGUGAAAGCCAGGGGAGUGACCAGGGAAGGGAUUUGGGAGGGGAUUCUCACACGUCAGCCCCCGGAGACACCUGCACCCCCUUCUACAACGUACCUCACCUGAAGCACCUGAGCCUGUCCAAGAACAACAUCUCCAGGCUGCAGCCCCACGCCUUCAACCGGACCCCGCUGCUCUCCCUGGACCUGUCUGGAAACAGGGACUUGUCCAUGCCCAUGGGAGCACUGGGGGGGUUGGAGCUGUCCCUGCAAGAGCUCUCUCUGAGGGACAACCAGAUGGACGAGGGCCAAGCAGCGCUGCCCUGCCUGGGCACUCUCCGAGUGCUGGACCUGUCGGGCAACCACCUGAGCCUGCUGCCCACGGGGCUCUCCUGCUCCCCGCUGGAGAGCCUGGACAUUCAGAAUAACCACCUGCAGAGCUUGGGAACAGCUGGGAGCUGGUCCCACAGCCUGAGGGCAGUGUUGGUGGCUGGGAACCCCUGGAGCUGCUGCUCUCUGGGCUGGCUGGACACGCUGCGUGCGGCCGGCGUGGCCGUGCCGGACCUGCCCCAAGCCCGCUGUGUCUUCCAGGAGCACGGCCGGAACAUCUCGGCCAGGAUCACCAACACUCCCCACUGGAUCUGUCCCCAGCCCGAGGGCGCUGCCUCCCUGGCUCUGCUUGUGGCCCUGAUGAGCCUUUCCCUCCUCACUGCCUGGGCUUUCUGCCUCCUGAGGAAAGGACGGAAGGCUCCGGGAUGUGUGGGGCUUGGGAGCAACAGGGUGGGAGUCUUCCAGCCCCAUCCCAAAGGAAAGGGGCCAGCUGAGGAGAGGCCAGCUGACAGCAUCACCCAAGUGUAGCCCAGACCUGCAGCCAUCGGUCAGAACUCUAAU
Messenger RNA from Cyanistes caeruleus (blue tit), 2691 nucleotides. RefSeq names its product transforming growth factor beta activator LRRC32-like. NCBI's taxonomy places the organism in Eukaryota, Metazoa, Chordata, Aves, Passeriformes, Paridae. Gene Ontology annotation, cellular component: plasma membrane. The record is from RefSeq and is a predicted model, not a curated record. Gene Ontology annotation, molecular function: protein binding.